Molecule: messenger RNA, 1025 nt
Organism: Platichthys flesus (European flounder)
Lineage: Eukaryota; Metazoa; Chordata; Actinopteri; Pleuronectiformes; Pleuronectidae
Gene: hint2
Product: histidine triad nucleotide binding protein 2
Exons: 5
Coding region: 133-807 (224 amino acids)
Cellular component (GO): mitochondrion; cytoplasm
Molecular function (GO): hydrolase activity
Source: RefSeq, a predicted model, not a curated record
CGUGAAGGCACCGUCAGGGUCACGUGUCUGCUCAGCAUUGAGAUGAUGAAGCUUCCUGAACUUCUCACGUGUUGUUAACAACGAGAUCAAUAUUCCCAGCGUCAAACUUCAGCAGCUGAUGAUUUAUAAGUAAUGAUCGGUUUACGUCAGAUUUCACGGACGCGGCUCGUCGGGACCGGAAGUGUCCUCCUGGGCCGCGUGCAGCGUGUCCCCGGAGCUUGUCAGGUAUCUGCUCCCCAAACCAACAACUGGCUGCUCCUCGUGAGCGUGUUACUGUGUGUGUCCGCUGCAGGACGCGUGGACAACAUCUGUCCCUCCACCUGCGGUGCUGCCUGCGGGACACCUGCGGGACACCUGCAGUCAGCACCGAGAGGUUUGGUUCAUCGUGGCCCACUGCAGAGACCACUGUGCUCCAAGAGUGAGGAGGUGCGCUUGGCGGAGGAGGCCAGCAGGAGGUACGGCUCCCCAGCUCCAACCAUCUUCUCCAAAGUGAUUGACAGAAGCAUCCCUGCAGAUAUUAUAUACGAGGAUGAGAAGUGUUUGGCAUUCAGGGACAUCACGCCACAGGCCCCGGUUCAUUUCCUGGUCAUUCCCAGGGUCCCUAUUCCCAGAAUAAGUGAAGCCAAAGAUGAUGAUGCUGAGCUUUUAGGACAUUUGUUGGUUGUUGCCAAAAAUGUCGCAAAGCAAGAAUCCCUGAAGGAAGGAUACAGAGUGGUGAUCAACGACGGAAAGCACGGUGCUCAGUCAGUUUACCACCUUCACAUCCACGUCCUGGGAGGGAGACAGAUGACCUGGCCUCCAGGAUAAUGGCAUCAUGUGAACACUAAUGUAUCAGUCAGCUCAGACACUUUUACAUGUUUAAUCUCAUGAGCGCAACUUAAUAUAUAUGCGAUUGGUGUCGUUAUUCCAAAACAUUUAAUCUUUAUUCCAUUUCCCGAACAAUAAACUUGCCUCACAAAAUACGAGAUGUAAAUAAUAAAGACAUUAUGUUUGAUACAACUGCAAAUAAAGAUUAUAUGUCUAAA